UUUUUAAAAGAUUACCAAAAUUGUUUAUGCUUGGAGAGAAAGAAAAACAAAGUCAAUUAAUUGGAAAUUAGGAAGAAAGACACCAUUUUUGUGAAAAACCAAAACCCAAAACCCAAAAACCCUUCGAUUUGAAUCAAAUUCAAAACUACCAAAAACCCAGAACUGAACAACAACCAAUCAAGAUGAGUAGUCUAUGGAAGACCAACUCCUUUAGAAGAACUCUCAAAUACGCCAUUGAUACCAAUACCAAGACCUCCAUUCGAGCUCUCUCCACUUCUUCACCCUCCAUUUUCAAACACCCACUUCCUCUUCUUUCCAACAGAUCUUCUUCUUCGCCUUAUUCGCUCACCGUUCGAUAUCUCCGUACCGGUCGCGAUGGAUCCAGAAUCUAUGAGAUUACGCCUCCUGUUAAUUGGGGUGUUCGGAUUGUGCCUGAAAAGAAGGCCUUUGUGGUUGAGCGGUUUGGAAAGUAUGUCAAGACUCUUCCUUCUGGAAUCCAUUUCUUGAUUCCCUUUGUUGAUCGGAUUGCUUAUGUUCAUUCCUUGAAAGAAGAGGCCAUUCCCAUUCCUGACCAGUCUGCAAUUACUAAGGACAAUGUCAGCAUUUUGAUUGAUGGGGUUCUUUAUGUCAAGAUUGUGGAUCCUAAAUUGGCUUCUUAUGGAGUUGAGAAUCCCAUAUAUGCGGUUAUUCAGCUUGCACAAACUACAAUGCGUAGUGAGCUUGGGAAAAUCACUCUAGACAAGACAUUUGAGGAAAGAGAUACUCUUAAUGAAAAGAUAGUAGAGUCCAUUAACAAGGCUGCAAAAGAAUGGGGCCUUGAGUGCCUCCGUUAUGAGAUAAGGGAUAUAUCUCCUCCUCGUGGAGUAAGGGCUGCUAUGGAGAUGCAAGCAGAAGCUGAACGUAAAAAGCGAGCCCAAGUUCUCGAGUCAGAAGGAGAAAGGCAGGCCCAUAUCAAUAUCGCAGACGGUAAAAAGAGUUCUGUGAUCUUAGAAUCAGAAGCUGCAAGGAUAAAUCAAGUCAACAGAGCACAGGGAGAAGCGGAAGCCAUUCUUGCCAAAGCAAAAGCAACUGCUGAAGGUCUUGCCGUUGUGUCAAAGACCCUCAAGGAAAAUGGGGGAGUUGAGGCAGCAAGUUUGAGAAUUGCUGAACAAUAUAUUCAAGCCUUCAGUAAUAUUGCUAAGGAGGGCACAACCAUGUUGCUACCGAGCUCAGCUUCGAAUCCUGCCAACAUGAUGGCUCAAGCUCUCACCAUGUACAAAAGCCUAGUUGGCAAUAAUACUUCCAGUAAUGGGGUUCAUAAAACACCUGGCGAGACAAUAGCCAAGGUAGAGGAUGAGGGUGACGAUGCUCCAUACGAGAGCGCCUAUACUUCAAGAACACCGAAAAUUGCUCCACGCGAAGAAGAAAAGCCUGGGUUUUCACUCCAAAGUCCCAAGAAUUCAGAAUAGAGUUUUGGUUCAACCAAACAAUUGUGCCAAAAUAUAAUUUGAUUGAUGAGCUUUUGACAUUUUGUAUUUGAUGUGUAUGAUUCCAUUAUGGUUUCUCUUUUUAGUAGUAUCUUUAGGAUGCUCUUAGUCAUACAUACUACUUCAUUUUCCGGCAAAAAGUAAAACUUGUCCAUGUUAUAUGAGCAAUUAGGGGCCUUAUUCAAUAAUGAGAUUAAACAGAUGUUAAUGUCAUGUUAUGGAAUCAGAAAUUUUUUACAAAAGACCAUAUUCAUUUUUUACAAAGGACUUGCCUUUUCAUAGUAUAUGAAUAUUACUGCUCAGUCCCGUGCUUGGUGUCUAGAGCUCCCUAAGGAUUUAGUUAUUUAAUC
Messenger RNA from Cannabis sativa, 1816 nucleotides. RefSeq lists its product as uncharacterized. The record is from RefSeq and is a predicted model, not a curated record. The transcript is spliced from 9 exons. Bases 183 to 1448 code for a protein of 421 amino acids. Gene Ontology annotation, cellular component: membrane. NCBI's taxonomy places the organism in Eukaryota, Viridiplantae, Streptophyta, Magnoliopsida, Rosales, Cannabaceae.